AUGGAGUCUCCCGUCUUCGAAGUAAUUCGGUCCAAUCUCUCCCGACCCCCCAAUGACCAACGACCAGUCGUUCUUAUGACAUGCGCCAUUGCGGGCGCCGGCAAGAGCACUUUGGCCAAGACGGUGAUUGCGAAACUACCCAAUUUUGUGCGCUUCUCUGCCGACAAAAUUGUUCGUGACAAGUACGGUCUCUAUGGCAUUGACUUUGCCCGCGACAAGCACGCCGGAUACCUGGAGGAGGCGCAGGUGCGGAUCAAGACGGACCUGGCCGCGCUCAUCAGAGAUGGGACGAAUGACGCGGUGCUCGACCUCUCGUUCUACGACAAGGAAUACCGCGACGAGUAUAAAGCGAUUAUAGAAGACGCCGGUGGGCGCUGGGUUCUUGUCUUCUUGGAUGCCGAGAAGGACCUUCUCUGGCGUCGCAUCCAGGAUCGGCGUGCCGCACGAGACAAGAUCCCGGUUGAGAGCGGCGCGAGGGACGGCGAUUCGGCUUAUGACAUUGAACCGGCGACUUUUGAGAUGUAUUGGGGGGGAUUCGAGCCUCCGGUUGGAGAGGGAGAGAUCAGAGUCGUGGUGUCCUAA
Messenger RNA from Cordyceps militaris CM01, 582 nucleotides. RefSeq names its product ATP/GTP-binding protein. The record is from RefSeq and is a predicted model, not a curated record. Lineage: Eukaryota; Fungi; Ascomycota; Sordariomycetes; Hypocreales; Cordycipitaceae. Bases 1 to 582 code for a protein of 193 amino acids. The transcript is spliced from 3 exons.